AUGCGAAACGAUAAGUCGAUGCCGCACACGGCGAACCCUUCCCCGAUCCCGCCCUCCAAUGGCGGUACGAUUUGUUCUGACCACAAGUCGCUCGAGCUUUUCAACGCCGCGCAUCCAAACCCAACAGGGCAGCAAAUUGAAGUUGCACCAAUUGCAUUUCUCACAACAAAUCGCGUUGUAUCUGCCCUGAAGAAAGCAAUAGGGCGUUUGGAGCUGCUGAACCUGCUCGACACUACGGCUCCGGACGAUGGCUACAAUGCUUCUCCAUUCGUGACCGAACAACGAACAACCAAUAGUCUAUUCGCCAAAGAAGCGAAAUCAACUACCGCCGACACGGUACCACGUAAAGCCGCGUUGAUCGCCGGACUUGGGGGUGAGACAUCCCACCGAGAAAUAAGGGAGAUAAAUCACGCCCUUCAGGUAGCUGCGACAAAACAACGCACCGUCCGACCCACCGUUGGGGACCUUGUACAAGAACAGCAGGCCCUUGAACAAAAGUAUGGCGAACUCCUACAAAAGGUGGGGCGUGUCAAUCCUAGUAGGAGCGGUCCGACCUUAGACCCGAGCUGCUUUGCUUCCGUGCAAGACUUGGAUAAACUGGCUCUCAUAGAGGAGCUUAAGCAAACCUCCAAGCGGCUACGAGAACAUAAUAAGGCCCUUUUCACACGUCUUAAGGACAAUCCCAAUGACUCCGACAACUGGAAGAAGGUUGGCAACGAGCGGUUAGAGUUGAUAGAGCUACUCAAAUCUGUCAUUAAAGAGCUCACUGUGGGGUACGCCAGUGGUCGGACGCAGUCUGCAAGAACCGGCCUUUUGGCUAGACGCUACAGUCGAGGACCGAGGCUGAGUGGGACAAAUGACAGUUCUGGUACGGAGGCGCGAGAAACAACUCUAUCAACUGCCAUGAACCGGUUUGGUAGUUCGGUACAACUGAAACGAGCUGGGCGGAGCCCUUCAGCCGCGCGCAUUCCGCUUACCUCCACCUUUGAAAAGUUUGCCAAACUAGUUUCAGAUGAGCAGAGUGCUCAGUUGUGGGCGAGUGAGCUUGUGCUGAAGGAAAAAGAACUGAAUCAAAAUGUGAAACAGCUUCAGCAAGAGCUCAAGACCCAGAAAUUAUUGAGGGAGAAGGAAGUCACCGAGUUAAAGUUGCGUGUCGCCGAGCUGAGGCAGAAACUGCGUCAAGAGAAAAAACUAACUAAGCAGCGCGGUGAUAUGGUGAGAGCGGCCGCCGAAGCUGCGCACGAAGCAAUGCAGCGUGCUGCAGAUGAUAAGGCGCAUAUUGUAUUGGAUGGCAUGCAGGCAAACAGAGCUACGGAUGUGAUGGAAGAACGCGCGCAUGCCGCGUUCAAGGAGCAUCUCUUAGAACGUACUGCUGCGAUGGAUGAUCUUGCUAUGCAGUGGGACAGGAAGAAUCAAAAUGAGGUGAAGCGUGCUGAGGCACGUAAGAUUGAUCUGGAGCAAAUGCGGCAGCAGUGCGCCGAGCGUUUAGAGAAGGCCCGCAAAGACAAGGAGGUGGAGCUGGAAAAGAAAGCAGAGAGAGAUGCUGAAAAGGAAAAACUGGAAGCUGCAAAAGUAGCGGAGGAGCUGCGGAGGAAUACGGUUUAUGAAGCCGUGUCAAAGAUACAGUCGGCGAUUCGGGCGAUGUUCACGCGGAAAGCGGUUGCUGUAUUGAGGAAGAAAGCUAGCAAGCAUAAGCGCAAGACCUGA
Trypanosoma brucei brucei TREU927 is the source of this 1707-nucleotide messenger RNA. RefSeq lists its product as hypothetical. NCBI's taxonomy places the organism in Eukaryota, Euglenozoa, Kinetoplastea, Trypanosomatida, Trypanosomatidae. The record is from RefSeq and is a predicted model, not a curated record. Bases 1 to 1707 code for a protein of 568 amino acids. Gene Ontology annotation, molecular function: protein binding. Gene Ontology annotation, biological process: cilium organization. Gene Ontology annotation, cellular component: cytoplasm; motile cilium. The transcript has a single exon.